Messenger RNA from Amyelois transitella, 867 nucleotides. RefSeq names its product peptidyl-prolyl cis-trans isomerase FKBP1A (gene Fkbp12). Gene Ontology annotation, molecular function: peptidyl-prolyl cis-trans isomerase activity. The record is from RefSeq and is a predicted model, not a curated record. Lineage: Eukaryota; Metazoa; Arthropoda; Insecta; Lepidoptera; Pyralidae. Bases 131 to 457 code for a protein of 108 amino acids. The transcript has 3 exons.
UCUGUGCACUAAAAGAAGCCGCGCCGCCCCGGCCUCGCCUCGCUGUCGCUGCCGCCAUUGUUGCAGAAAGUAAAAUACCGCAUUGUGCUUCAAUUUGAUUUUUCUUUGUAAUUAAUUAGACGCCAUAAUCAUGGGUGUAAAUGUGGAGACAAUUUCACCUGGUGAUGAAUCAACGUACCCUAAACCGGGUCAGACAGUGGUCGUUCACUACACAGGCACCCUAACAAAUGGUCAAAAGUUUGACUCAUCCCGUGACCGUGGCAAGCCCUUCAAGUUCAAGAUUGGCAAGAAAGAGGUCAUCAGAGGCUGGGAUGAGGGUGUUGCAAAGAUGUCUGUCGGUGAGAGAGCUAAGUUGACCUGCUCUCCGGACUAUGCUUACGGCCAGCAAGGCCACCCCGGAGUCAUCCCACCAAACUCUACGCUCAUCUUCGACGUGGAACUCAUCCGUCUUGAAUAAACUACGCAUCACUUGUUAGACAAUCCAAAAAACCAUGUUCCAAUGCCCCAAAGUCUAUUGCUCAAUUGGGUAAUUGUCUUAAGCACUUUUAGUGUUAAACAUCUUAACUCUUCAUAGAUUAUGUACUAAGUUAGUUUACUAGGUUUUCAAUAAGUAAACUAAGUCACAUUCCGGUUGCAUUUGUCAAUUUGAACUUACAUGGAUUGUAAUUCAACAUAAUUUUUGUUACCAGUGAUUUUAUGGUCGCAGGGCACAACUUUCUAAGCAUAAUAAGUGUUUCAUUUUGUGGAAUCUGUAAAUAAUUUAAACACACUUGUCACAUUUUACGACCCAUGUGUUUAUGUAUUUCUUAUGAACAUUUAAGCUUUAUUUACACAUCUAAGAUGAAAUAAACUACUGUGAAAAGUUAA